GCAUGCGCAGUCGCCCCGUACGCUUCGCCAUUGAGGGACCCACGAUCAGGGGGAAAGGGUCAGAGAGGCACUUCGACAGGCAGCAGCUGCACGUUUCUCCAGGUCUACAACCUCAACUUUCAGCUACCAUUUUUUUCUUGCGGAUAGAUCCGGUUGACAACUUGUGCAACCGUCACCUCCAAGGGACGUGUUUUUUUUAAUUGUUUUUUUGGUCAUUUUUAAACCACAUUCUAGAAGUAGCGGAGAGCGGAGGAGCUCGGCUAACGAGGCUAGCAGGCUAACGUUAGCUUAAGGUUAGCUAGCUAGCUAGCGAGUUAGCAGGCUGGCUGGCUAGCUAGCACACGAGCUGAGGAGGAGGAGGAGGAGGAGGAGGAAGGGGCGGCUUGCCUUUCAGGAUCGUUUGAUGGAUCCAAGAAUCGCCUGGUUUCAACCAGAACAACGCGGACCAGCUAACAACCUGUGGAUGCAGAUCUGGGAGACGACACAAGGGCUCGGCUACCUCCACGUGAAUAGCAGCUACACCGGGGGAUCUCAGGGCACGGCGGCGGGGCUGAAGGCGAUCGUGAACGGGGCAGUGGACUCCAAUAACGCCAGGACUCAGGGUAUGUCUGUGUCGAUGGGGGACAGGGAGCUGAAGGCACAGAGGGACUUUAUACCUCUGGAAACGAACAGCAACCACAACAACCGAGCCGGUGGCAGGGGCGGUGUCGGUGGAGGUGGUGGUGGAGGAGGAGGUGGAGGAGGAGGAGGGGGACAGCAGGGCAGCGGGGUCGGGGUGCUGCUGAGGGGGCUGACGGAGGGACACCCCAACAAGAGGAAAAGAGACAACAAAGCGAGCACUUUCGGAUUCAAUUCCAGCGUGUUGAACAGUGGAGGCGGCUCCUCCAACACGGGAGGAUACGACGGGUACGCGGGGACACCGUGGAAAGUCAGGAACUACUCUGAGGGGAUCGUCGGGUUACACGAGGAGGUCAAUGACUUCUACGAUUACAUCUCCCCGCGGCCGGAGGAGGAGAAGAUGAGACUGGAGGUGGUGGACAGAAUCAAGGGAGUCAUCCACGACCUGUGGCCCAGUGCUGAGGUCCAAGUUUUUGGGAGUUUCAGCACUGGUCUUUAUCUGCCAACAAGCGACAUUGACUUGGUUGUUUUUGGUAAGUGGGAGACUCUCCCACUCUGGACGCUGGAAGAGGCUCUCCGGAAGAGGAACAUCGCAGAUGAGAACUCUAUAAAAGUUCUGGACAAAGCCACGGUUCCCAUCAUCAAACUGACGGACUCCUUCACUGAGGUCAAGGUGGACAUCAGCUUCAAUGUGAAGAGUGGCGUCAAAGCUGCCCGGCUCAUCAAGGAAUUCAAAGAGAAAUACCCCGUGCUGCCUUACCUGGUCCUGGUGCUGAAGCAGUUCCUGCUGCAGAGGGACCUCAAUGAGGUUUUCACCGGUGGAAUCGGCUCCUACAGUCUCUUCCUCAUGGCUGUCAGCUUCCUGCAGCUUCACUACAGGGAGGACGUGUGCAGCCCCAACAUCAACAUCGGCGUCCUGCUCAUUGAAUUCUUCGAGCUCUACGGCCGCCACUUCAACUACCUGAAAACGGGCAUCAGGAUAAAAGACGGAGGCUGCUACGUUGCCAAAGACGAGGUUCAGAAGAACAUGAUGGACGGCUACAGGCCCUCCAUGCUCUACAUCGAGGACCCGCUGCAGCCCGAUAACGAUGUUGGUCGGAGCUCAUACGGUGCCAUGCAGGUGAAGCAGGCGUUUGACUACGCCUAUGUGGUGCUCAGCCACGCCGUGUCACCCAUCGCCAAGUACUAUCCCAAUAACGAGACAGAGAGCAUACUUGGCCGAAUAAUCCGGGUAACACAGGAAGUGGAUGAGUACAGGGAAUGGAUCAGAAAGAACUGGGGGAGCCAGUCUCAGAAUGAUCUGCCACUCAACAGAAAUGAUGUCACACUGUUUGAGUCCCAGCAGCUCGACGAGUGCAACAACAACGUUCCAGAUGAUGAAGAUGAUGACGACGAUGUUGUUGUAGUUAUUCCGUCUGCUCCCCACAGCAAAACCUCCUCCAAUUCCUCCUCUCCGUCGCCCUCACUGCGCUCCUCUCCCUCCUCCUCUCCACUGUCGCCUUCUUCCACGACCGCCACCUCCAGCUCCAGCGAUGCGGACUCUGACGGCACGCCGUGUAAGACAGCCAAGCAGCAGUCUGGCCGGGGCUCCAGCGCCCACAGAGAAAAGUCAACUGUCGUCAAUAACAACCGACCACAGAGCCAAGCGAACAGCACUCCAUCUGCAAGCAACAAGGGUGGAAAGGCCAGGAUCGCUCGUUCUCACCAUAAGAGCGGCCACCAUGGGCAGCAGAGCUCCUCCGCUAGCACCAAAAGUCAUCAGAGCAACAAGCCACACCACCAGGGCAACAGCAAGAAGAGGAAAAAUGUGCGAGACUCUACACAAGAAGACCUCUGCAGAUAGGGGUGACCUCGCCUGAAACCCCACCCCCAUCCCCCUCCCCCACCGUCUCCCUCUUCCCGUCCUCGUCUGCAACUGACUGACUGUUCCUGUCCCACUUCUGCUGCCAGACUCCAGCCUCGGGGAGGUUGUUAGAAGUAUUAAAACAUCUACAGUAUCUGUCUCUCUGUCAAGCUUUUCGAUGGUGACAAGCAACAAUUUCUAGCAGGAAAAAAAAAAUGAACAAAAAAAAAAAAAAGAAUUGUUAUAGGAAAUGGGGUUUAAUUUCAUGAGCUUGAACUGAAAUCACAAUGGAUAAACGCUCAUUUGCUUCCCAAUAGCUUCUUUUAUGGAAUGGUGUUCCUUCCUGCAGCCAGCAUCCACACAACAUGCCUCUUGCGCCUCCUGCUGUACAGGAAUAGACAGGUCCGUUGUCUGGAAAUCUACUCUGGAGCAAUACCUGGAACCACCUGCUGGAAAAUAUAGGAUGAGAAACUUUAUACAAAAAGAAAAAAAGAAGAAAAAAAGCAAACGGCUGAAAAUAUACGAAAUCAAAAAUGUCAUGUUGAUCGACAGACAAACAUGUACACAGAUUUUAUUAAGAUGGUAACUUACAAAUGCAAUCAGUAAGAGUGGGACAUAACUUAUGCAUGGGAUUUUUUUUUUUUUUUGUUGGUUGAUUUUUCUGUUGGUUUAAUCUGUUUUGUUAUGUCUCGGCAGGUUAUACAAAGAUUUAUAAAAAAAAAAACGCAGAAGCAAAAAAAAAAAAAAAAAAAAUCAAAAAAAAAGAAUAUACAAGUAAGAGGAAAAUGUUUUCAUAUUACCUUUUUACAAGAUAUACCGAUUGAAGACAUGUAUACGUGCACAUCUUGUGCCCUCAGCUUUUUGGCCAAAGCCAAGAGCUAGUUUUGGGUCCCAUUGCCAACAUGAAUCAUCAGCAUCUACUUUUCCUUCUGGUUGCUCUCUGUGAGUGUGCUACAGUGUUAACAUUUAACCUUUAGUGAGUCACUGCUCACACACAGCCCGACGAAUGACUGGAUGAAGUUUGAUUUCACCCAGCUCAAUAGCACAGCCACACCUGUUUAGAGGCUUUAAGAGUACCGGUUUAAAUUAAUAAGG
This is a messenger RNA of Anoplopoma fimbria (sablefish), 3556 nucleotides long. It is a transcript of the gene tent4b, whose product is annotated as terminal nucleotidyltransferase 4B. Lineage: Eukaryota; Metazoa; Chordata; Actinopteri; Perciformes; Anoplopomatidae. Gene Ontology annotation, cellular component: TRAMP complex; nucleolus. The transcript is spliced from 12 exons. The record is from RefSeq and is a predicted model, not a curated record. Bases 404 to 2461 code for a protein of 685 amino acids. Gene Ontology annotation, molecular function: mRNA binding; poly(A) RNA polymerase activity. Gene Ontology annotation, biological process: RNA 3'-end processing.